This is a messenger RNA of Parnassius mnemosyne (clouded apollo), 3906 nucleotides long. The record is from the annotation of a GenBank genome assembly. NCBI's taxonomy places the organism in Eukaryota, Metazoa, Arthropoda, Insecta, Lepidoptera, Papilionidae.
ACAUACGGAACAAAAUAUCUUUUAAUCUUUAUUUCAUCAAUAUCAAAUAUUGUUCUCAUUUGUGUUGUAUGGUUGUAAAUAACUAAAUUUAUUUAUUUUUAAUUCUAUACAACCUAACAAAAAAGGUACUGAGUUGUUCUACUUUUAUUUAGGCAGAAUGGCUCCAAAAAAGGUAGAAGAACCUGAGAAAAAGCCACUGAUUGGAAGAGUGGGCACUAAUUUAAAAGUUGGUAUUGUAGGAGUACCAAAUGUAGGCAAAUCUACAUUCUUCAAUGUGCUGACUAAAAGUCAAGCGGCUGCUGAGAAUUUUCCUUUCUGCACUAUUGAUCCAAAUGAAAAUAAGUAUCUUUUAUUACAAUUUUGCUUUAUUAACAAGGACAAUAAUUAUUUGACUACCAUUUCACAAUUCAACAAUCUCUACAUUCAACAUUCAUCAAUCUAAUAUUUCGUGAAACUAAAUACAUAUACUUCAACUUGGAAUUAUUGUUACCUUGUAUAUUAUAUAUGUAAGUAUAUACUAUAGUUAACACAUUUUUCCAAUUUAAAAAGUUCAUGUGGUUGCAUUAGUAUGAGGUGGCAGAUGGAAAUAGAGGGGAAAUAGAGGGGAAAUAGAGAGGAUAUGUAGUUAAUUAAUAUUAAAAAUGGAUGGAGGUGGCUCAAGACCAUGCUUUGUGGCACUCCUCUAGGGAGGCCUAUGUUGAGCAAUGAACUUGUGAAGGACUGUAAUAAAUCAAUGAAUGAAUAUUAAAAAUCAGUUUUCAGAAUUAUACUUUUAAAAUGAAAUUAGUCACCUUCUUAAGUUGUUAAGGGAAGGGCUGUAAGGAUGGGUGUCUUUUUAUACAAUUUCCUUGAACCUAGUGAUGGUAUAAUGCCUUAAAAUUCCAUUGCUGGCACUUUGAUAUUUAUAACCCUAAUUAUUCUCAAAACUAAAAAUAAAUAAUAAGAUGAUAUUUAAAAAAAUAUCCAACUAAGCUGCUUUUAUAUUAACUUACAUAUGUUAUAUAUAUUAUAUUGCCAAUAAUAAAGAUACUACAAUAAUUAUUAAAUAGUCCUUAUCAUUUAAGGAUACUGCCAAAAUACUGGCUGCCUAUUUUCCUUACAUUUUUCAUAUUUAGUUAAUUGCUUGUCACAUUAAUUGACAGUUAAAUUUAUUUGAUAAAUAAAGCUUCUUAUAUGUCAAAUGUUUACAUGUUUGAAGGAUGACUGAAAAUGAUAAUCCUUAUUCAUACUUCCAAGUUGUGGACAAAUUUAACAUUAAUAAUGUGGUACCUAAUAAAAAUAUGGUGUACAGUGGAGACUUAAACCAUAUAAAAACAAAUACAACUGAGGAAACUGAUAAUCGUCCCAGGCCAUUGGCCGUGGCUAUUUUAGGCAUAAAUAACACAGCAUCACCAUUUCCAAAUAAUCUAGAUUCCUACCAUACUUGGACUGAUAUUGAUUCUCAAGAAACUUAUCUAAAUUUGAAACCAAUGUGCUAUACCAUUUUAGCGAAACCAGGAACUGGAGGAUACUCACUUGGAGAAAGUAUGGCCAAGAGAUUAAAUGUUAUACAUAUUAGCCCAAAGAAUGUCAUCGAGGAUGAAAUAGAACAAAAUAGUCCCACAGGAAAAUGUAUUGAUUUUAAUUUACGACAUAACAAUGUUUGUAAGUUUGAUACAAUUUGGACAAUAAUGAAAAAGAAAUUGGAUUCACCUGCAGUAAAACACAGAGGCUAUGUUAUAUCCGGGCUCCCAUUGGUAACUUGUAGUAAAAAUAUGGAGAGUUUUUAUGGUAAAUUACAUGAUGAAGACACAAUAUUAAAUGCAGAGGAGUUAGUACAUGAUUUAAUUACAAAUUUACAUAAAAAGAAAGGUAAUGUGAUAAGAAAUGAACCAGUAAAUCUUGAUUCUUCAAGUACUAGUGAACUUAUGUCAGAAAUUGAAAGUAACUUUGAAGAAGAAGAACAAGAAGCCGAAGUAAAUGAAGCUCUGGACCCAAUUAGAGCAAUACCUAAGUCUGUUUUAGAACCUUCUCAUGGCUUAAUUUUAUUUACAAAAGCUUAUCUAUAUUCAAAAAAAGCUAUGCUGUUACAUCAGUGUCAAGAAAUAUUUAGUUCUAAUGUUAAACCUAACAUAGUUAUUUAUAUUUCAUGCCCUGAUACAGAUGCAGUUACUAAAAGAAGUCGCAAAUACUUUAAUUAUUUGACCACUAAUCCUAUUGAUAGUCAUCCAUUUUUGUUGAAAAAUGACGAGUUGGGAUGGCCUACUAAAUAUACCGUGCUAGAGAAUUUAUCAAAUUUUAGUGACAACACUUACUUAAAAUGGAAAUAUUGCUGUAGAUUGCCAGUUAAUUUUACUUCUAAUUCGACAAAUCAGAUGUGUAAUUACAAAAAUUAUAUCAUGCCUUAUUUAGAGAAGAAAAUAAAAGAUUUUGACUCUAAAUUUGUGCUUAAAUUGGAUGGUCGCUAUCCUACCCAAGAAAUGAUAAACCUUUUAUUAGAAAAACUUAUAUCAUUGCCAGUUAAACCUGUUUUAAUACCAGAACCUUUGUAUCUUGAGGAUUCCUUUGAUGAGAUUGAGGAUUUUUGGAAAUUGGCUGAAGAAACUAACAUUAUUAAAUAUGGUUCAAAAAAGUUCAUUAGAUAUGCAUCGCCUUGGUACAAUAGAUGUCCAGUAGAACUAAAAAAAAGACAUGUAAUCAAAGGCUUACCAAAAUUUGCGGUUGCCUUUUUUAAACACAUCUAUCUUUUAUCAUCAUUGAAUGCUAUGAUCGCAUUCUGCCGAAAUCCUCGCCCUUUUUUAAAGCUGGAGUAUUUAGAGCCAACAUGUAGAAUAAUAGUAAUGGGAACAAAGUCAUCUGGUAAAAGUAUGAUUACACAGUGUUUAUCCUGGUUGUUUGACGCUCCUGUUAUAAAUUACGAGUCAUUUGUCAAUAAUGAGAGGCAAAAAAAAUAUGAGGAGUUUUCAAAGUCAAUAUUAUCUAAAAUAAUCACAGACAUUGAGGAAAAUAGAACAAUAGAAUGGCAAAAGAAAGAACUAAAUAGAAUUACUAAAUUAAACGAUUGGAAUGAUGUAACCACAAAAAAUUUACAGAAACAUGUUCUUUUAACGAAAAAAUACCAAACUUUUGAAAUAGAGGGAACAAAGGAUGACAAAUAUUCUGAUACUGCAGAACAAGGAAGUGAUUUUUUCAAUGAAUUGGCAAAUAUACGGAAUGAACUUCAUUUCUUGCCUAUGUUAGAUGACAUUCAAAAAUGUCAAGAAAUUCUUGAAAAUGAUAAUUUGUUCCAAUUUGCAACUCAUGAUUUAACUACAGUAACGCCUAAACCAGGUGUGCCUGCCAUUGGUGACGAGGAUGUUAUGAAUGCAACAACUGCAUUUAUUCUAGAAAAUAAUCUUACUAUGGAUAUUGAACCAACUCCAAUAGAAUUAAUGCAAGAAUUAAUAAAGAUAUUGAAAAGUUUUGAUAUUCAGAUGAAAGGUGAAUCAAAUUAUGAGUAUGAAUAUGGGAAGUAUAUCAUUGAUGGAUUCCCCCCAGAUACAGAAAUUUGGCAAUUUCUUUUAGACUCACUUUUAUUACCAGAUUAUGUUAUAACUAUCAAAGAGAAUAGAGAGAUCGAUGAAGAAAUUGGUCAGAAUUAUAUUGAUAUUAAAACAUGUUCAAAAAGUCAUGAUACACGCUUCCUGUUAGCUAAUGACGAUCUUAUACAAAUUAAACUGCUUUCAAAAAAAGCUGUAGAAACACCUCCAAUUCAUGCUGAAAUGUUCAUAAAGGAUCUUAUAAAUGCUAUGAUGGAAACUAUUUUUACGGCUAAAAGUGAAUUUAUAAAUGAAAUUAAUGAGUCUAUGGACAAAUUUCGCGAAGAUUGGGAUACGUUGCAACUUAAUCUCAAAGAAACGUUUAAAACAUGUAUUGAAGUACAAAUUG